Messenger RNA from Brienomyrus brachyistius, 6655 nucleotides. RefSeq names its product disco-interacting protein 2 homolog C-like. The transcript is spliced from 39 exons. The coding region runs from base 345 to 5150 and encodes 1601 amino acids. NCBI's taxonomy places the organism in Eukaryota, Metazoa, Chordata, Actinopteri, Osteoglossiformes, Mormyridae. The record is from RefSeq and is a predicted model, not a curated record.
UUGGCCUCGAUCACGUGGGCGUGACAGUCGGAGCUGUAGGAGAGCCGCAGACAGGCGCUGCGAAGCGGCAGCAGCCAGCCAGCCCUCCCUCCCUUCGCCAGCACCGACAGCCUACCUUUGCAAGCGACGGACGGCCAUGGCGGGGCAUCGCUGACGGAGAGCCGCAUCGACCCCCCCUCUUUCCUCCUUGCGACCCUUCGGUUCCGUUGUCCCUCGUUUGUCCGGCGCAGCUCAGCUGUGCGGAGUAGAGGAGGAGGCGGGGGAGGCGACGUUGAAAGACUGGGCUAAAAAAAAAGACAGGAAAGAAAUACACACACAUACAAUACAAUCAUCUGAAAAAUAGCAUGGCGGAUCGUGAUACGCUGCAUCUUCCUCUGGAGGUCCGAGCGAGGCUGGCGGAGCUGGAGCUCGAGUUAUCGGAAGGUGACAUCACCCAGAAAGGCUAUGAGAAGAAGCGCUCGAAACUGCUUGGGGCUUACCUGCCACAGCCGCCAGGGGUGGAGCCACCCAUGGCCCCGGACCGCCGUGCUGCCCUGAUGCCGUCGUCCUCUCGCUACCACCGGCGGCGCUCCUCAGGAUCCCGGGAUGAGCGCUACAGAUCAGAUGUGCACACAGAAGCCGUCCAAGCAGCACUGGCCAAGCACAAGGAGCGUAAGAUGGCGGUGCCCAUGCCCUCGAAGCGGCGCUCCCUGGUGGUGCAGACCUCCAUGGAUGCGUACACCCCCCCAGACACGUCAUCAGGCUCGGAGGAGGAGGGCUGCAUCCCUGGGGGCGGCACCCCCAGCUCCAGUCAGGGCAGCGUCAGCAUGGAGCACUGGAUCAGCCGAGCCAUCCACGGCUCCACGCCAUCCUCCACCACGUCAUCAUCGUCCUCGCAGAGCGGGGGCAGCAGUGCCGCCAGUCGCCUGGCCGACGUCAUGGCCCACGCACACGCCGGCCCAAUAGCGCACCUCUCGCUGAGGAGGAAGGUCGCGCCAGGCCCACUCGAGAAUGGCAGCUCAUUCCGCCGGUCCUGCGAAUUUGGAUCAGAACUCAGCUGGCCCCCGCCUCUGGAGUCAGAGGAAAACCACUCUGCACCCCCCGACUUGACCACGUAUGCCUCAGAGCACCCUGCCCAUGUGGAGAGGCCCCAAGUAUCCACCAUGCCCCGGACGGCCCCAAAGUAUGGCAAUGCAGAGCUCAUGGAGACCGGCGACGGGGUCCCAGUCAGCAGCAGGGUGUCGGCUAAGAUCCAGCAGCUCGUGAACACCCUCAAACAGCCCAAGCGGCCCCCCCUGCGCGAGUUCUUCGUGGAUGAUUUUGAGGAGCUUCUAGAAGUCCAGCAGCCGGACCCCAACCAACCGCGGCCCGAGGGGGCCCAGAUGCUGAUCAUGCGGGGUGAGCAGCUCGGGGUGGUGACUAACUGGCCCCCUUCCCUGGAAGCGGCACUGCAGCGUUGGGGCACCAUCUCGCCCAAGGCUCCCUGUCUGACCACCAUGGACACCAAUGGCAAAGCCAUCUACGUCCUUACCUACGGCAAGCUGUGGACGCGCAGCAUGAAGGUGGCCUACAACCUGCUGCACAAGCUGGGGACCAAGCAGGAGCCCAUGCUCAGACCAGGGGACCGGGUGGCGCUAGUGUUUCCCAACAAUGACCCAGCGGCCUUCAUGGUGGCGUUCUACGGCUGCCUUCUAGCCGAGGUGGUCCCUGUACCAAUUGAAGUGCCACUGACGAGGAAGGAUGCUGGGAGCCAGCAGAUCGGCUUCCUCCUGGGCAGCUGCGGUGUCACCGUGGCUCUGACCAGCGAUGCCUGCCACAAGGGACUGCCGAAGAGCGCCACCGGCGAGAUCCCACAGUUCAAAGGUUGGCCGAAGCUUCUCUGGUUCGUCACAGAGUCCAAGCACCUGUCCAAGCCCCCAAGGGACUGGUUCCCCCACAUCAAGGACGCUAACAACGACACGGCCUACAUUGAGUACAAGACGUGCAAGGACGGCAGCGUGCUUGGUGUGACGGUGAUGCGGAUCGCCCUGCUGACGCACUGCCAGGCGCUGACGCAGUCCUGCGGAUAUACCGAAGCCGAGACCAUGGUGAAUGUCCUGGACUUUAAGAAGGACGUGGGCCUGUGGCACGGCAUCCUCACGAGCGUCAUGAACAUGAUGCACGUGAUCAGCAUCCCCUACGCGCUCAUGAAGGUUAACCCCCUGUCCUGGAUCCAGAAAGUGUGUCAGUAUAAAGCCAAAGUGGCGUGUGUGAAGUCCCGGGACAUGCACUGGGCCCUGGUGGCCCAUCGUGACCAACGUGACAUCAACCUGAGCUCGCUGCGCAUGCUGGUGGUAGCCGACGGCUCGAACCCCUGGUCAAUCUCAUCUUGCGAUGCCUUUCUCAACGUCUUCCAGAGCAAGGGACUUCGGCCAGAGGUCAUCUGCCCCUGCGCCAGCUCCCCCGAGGCUCUGACUGUGGCUAUCAGGAGGCCCACUGAGGACAGCAAUCAGCCCCCUGGCCGAGGCGUACUGUCCAUGCAUGGUCUGAGCCACGGCGUGAUCCGCGUGGACACAGAGGAGCGCCUCUCCGUUCUCACCGUGCAGGAUGUGGGCACGGCCAUGCCAGGCGCCCUCCUGUGCGUGGUCAAACCGGACGGCGUGCCUCAGCUGUGCCAGACGGAUGAGGUCGGCGAGCUGUGUGUCUGCUCCGUUGCCACGGGGACGUCCUACUAUGGCCUUUCCGGGAUGACCAAGAAUACCUUUGAGGUGUUCCCCAUGAGCAGCUCCGGUGCCCCCAUCAGCGAGUAUCCCUUCACCCGCACCGGCCUGCUGGGCUUCGUGGGCCCUGGGGGCCUCGCCUUCAUUGCAGGCAAGAUGGACGGCCUCAUGGUGGUGAGCGGGCGACGGCACAACGCCGAUGACCUUGUUGCCACGGCGCUGGCUGUUGAGCCAAUGAAGUUCGUCUACAGGGGCAGGAUUGCAGUGUUUUCCAUCACUGUGCUGCACGACGAGCGCAUCGUGGUGGUGGCCGAGCAGAGGCCCGACUCCACCGAGGAGGACAGCUUUCAGUGGAUGAGCCGGGUGCUGCAGGCGAUAGACAGCAUUCACGCUGUGGGCGUCUUCUGUCUGGCCCUGGUGCCCGCCAAUACGCUGCCCAAGACACCACUGGGGGGCAUUCACCUGUCGGAGACCAAGCAGCUGUUCCUAGAAGGGGCGCUACACCCCUGCAAUGUGCUCAUGUGCCCCCAUACCUGCGUAACCAACCUGCCCAAGCCUAGGCAGAAGCAGCCAGAGAUUGGGCCGGCCUCCGUCAUGGUGGGCAACCUGGUGUCAGGGAAGCGCAUCGCCCAAGCCAGCGGACGGGACCUCAGCCAGAUGGAGGACAACGACCAGUUCCUCUUCCUAUCAGAGGUGCUGCAGUGGCGAUCACAAACCACCCCUGACCACGUCUUGUUCACACUGCUGAGCUCCAGGGGUGCCAUCGCCAGCUCACUCACCUGCCUGCAACUGCAUAAGAGGGCGGAGAAGAUCGCCGCUCUGCUGGCCGAGCGAGCUCACCUGCAGGAUGGAGACCAUGUGGCUUUGGUUUACCCCCCGGGUGUGGACCUGAUCGCGGCCUUCUACGGCUGCCUGUAUGCAGGCUGCGUGCCCAUCACAGUGCGGCCGCCGCACCCCCAGAACAUCGCCACUACCCUGCCCACCGUCAAGAUGAUCGUGGAGGUGAGUCGCUCAGCCUGUGUCAUGACGACACAGGUUAUCUGCAAGCUGCUGCGGUCCAAGGAGGCAAUGGCUGCCGUGGAUGUGAGGACGUGGCCCCCUGUGCUGGACACAGACGAUUUGCCAAAGAAGAGACCGCCCCAGCUGUACAAGCCCUCAAACCCUGACACGCUGGCCUACCUGGACUUCAGCGUGUCCACCACAGGCAUGCUGGCAGGGGUUAAGAUGUCCCACGCGGCUACCAGUGCCCUCUGCCGCUCGGUGAAGCUGCAGUGUGAGCUAUACCCAUCCCGCGAGGUAGCCAUCUGCCUGGACCCCUACUGCGGCUUGGGCUUUGUUCUCUGGUGCCUUUGCAGUGUGUACUCUGGUCACCAGUCCAUCCUGAUCCCACCCUCGGAGCUGGAGGCCAACCCAGCGCUCUGGCUGCUGGCUGUCAGCCAGUACCGUGUGCGGGACACCUUCUGCUCGUACUCCGUCAUGGAGCUGUGCACCAAAGGCCUGGGGCUGCAGACUGAGUCGCUCAAGUCACGGGGCCUGGACCUGUCCCGCGUGAGGACCUGUGUGGUGGUGGCUGAGGAGAGGCCCAGGAUAGCCCUCACCCAGUCCUUCUCCAAGCUCUUCAAGGACCUGGGCCUCCACCCGCGGGCAGUCAGCACCUCCUUCGGCUGCCGAGUCAACCUGGCCAUCUGCCUGCAGCCACACAGGCUGGGGAAGAUGGCUGACCAGGGCACCUCGGGACCAGAUCCCACCACGGUGUACGUCGACAUGCGGGCCCUGAGGCAUGACAGGGUUCGACUGGUGGAGAGAGGAUCACCGCACAGCCUGCCCCUCAUGGAAUCCGGGAAGAUUCUGCCCGGAGUCCGGAUCAUCAUUGCUAACCCGGAGACCAAGGGCCCCCUGGGGGACUCUCACCUCGGGGAGAUCUGGGUGCAGAGCGGACACAAUGCCAGCGGCUACUUCACGGUGUAUGGUGACGAGUCCCUGCAGUCGGACCACUUCAGCUCGCGGCUGAGCUUCGGCGACACGCAGACGGUGUGGGCCCGCACCGGCUACCUGGGCUUCCUGCGGCGCACUGAGCUGACGGACGCCAGCGGAGAUCGGCACGACGCCCUUUAUGUGGUGGGGGCUCUGGAUGAGGCCAUGGAGCUCAGGGGCAUGCGGUACCAUCCGAUCGACAUCGAGACGUCAGUGAUCCGAACCCACAAGAGCAUUACGGAAUGCGCGGUCUUCACCUGGACCAACCUGCUGGUGGUGGUCGUGGAGCUGGACGGCUCAGAGCAGGAGGCGUUGGACCUGGUGCCACUGGUGACCAACUCCGUGCUGGAGGAGCACUACCUGAUCGUGGGCGUGGUGGUGGUUGUGGACGUGGGCGUCAUCCCCAUCAACUCGCGUGGCGAGAAACAGCGCAUGCACCUGCGAGACGGCUUCCUGGCCGACCAACUGGACCCCAUCUAUGUGGCCUACAACAUGUAGAGCAAGAUGAUGCGAACAAAGGAUCAGGGCAGCAAGAGGAGUAAAGGACCCAGCAGAAAGCUGUCCACUUCAGCGCCCAAUCAAAAUGCACCCAGGAAUUGGAGAGGAUGGUUUGGUCUCCUUGGUGUCUGAGGCUUGGGAGACGAGGACUGGAUCAGUCUCACAUCUUAUACGACUGGCGGGGAGACAGAGACCCCAGUGUGUGAGGCACUGCUUCUCUCUCGCUCGGGUUUGGCUUUUUUUUUUGUGUCUGACGUUUUAUCUUUUAAUCUCUGGCCGCAUUUUUCCUUUCUUUUUUUUUAUUUUUAAGAAAAUCUGUCCUCUAAGAGGUGAGGGUGUUUUUAAAUACCGUGUUUUACGGCGUUUGAUGUUUGUGGAACAUGCUACAACAUGCUACGGGAACAGAUACACCACCAUGAAAGGCCAUGUCCUUAAAGAUUGUGAGCAGGUGUCACAUGUCUGUUGAAUGUCUGUUGUGUUCCCAAAAUUCUAUUGCAUUUUCUGCCCCCCCAGGUUUAUGAGCCGAGGACACCCCCAUUUCCCGAAUCUUCCUUUCAUAGUGUCACAUGACCACAAAGGAAGAGGGGAUGUCAGGCUGGGUCAUAUCAUGUAAUUAUGUACAAAACUUAAUUUAUUUCGCUAUCUUUAGAGGUUUCUGAGGGGAGACAUUUUUAAGGACGUUUCACCCUCUGAAUCUGUCUCAAUAUAACACAGAAUCUCACACUGAAUGAAUGAUAUUGAAUAUUGAGUAUAUAUAUGAAUAUAAAUAUAUAAAUAAAAACAAAUAUAUCUAUAUCUAUAAAGAGCCCCAGGUCACAGCAGUAACUGGCUAGUUCCUGGUAGCAUGGAGUCUCUCAUAGGUGGAGCUGAAUUUGCUGUGUUGUUGGGGUGCUGCAUGUGCAAGUCAGAGGGCAUUUAAAUCGCCCCCAAGGGAGACAGAAACAGUAGGAUUGGACCUUUGAACUGGGGGGAGGAGAAGUUUAUGUACUGAGUGCCAAGGUGGACCAGAAGCGUGCCUGUUAGAGAUUCGGGAAGGGCCAGUCCAGACAGAGCAGUGCAGAAUUCUGAUGGGCCCGUCACCUUGUCUACUCGUGAUCUGAGCGAAUGUCCCCUGCUCAUCGCAGGAUUCCAGACAAGGUGAGCAGAGCAGCGAACACCUUGCAAUACAUUCUGGGAAACGUAGGCAUGGUGAUGGAGCUCCAAUUCGCCCAAUGGGGCCUCAGAUUCACCACUGAUGAGGCAGGUGCUCUGCUGGCCGCGUCAGGGGCCCCUUCAAGGGGUUGGGGGCCAGUCUGAUAAGUGGCGGGGGACCAUCGGGAUCACUUUGCUGCUGCGGGGAGUGUAGCCUUUUCACAGAGCCUGACCGAGUGGGUUUAUGCGAGCUGUGUCACACGUUUCCUGUUUUUUUUUCCUGUUUGUUUUUGUUGUUCCUGUUUUAAUAUGUCUUACGGUUUGUUUUGGAAGCACUGAUGAUGUCAAUCCCAAUAAAGGAGAUUUUUUUUUUU